Messenger RNA from Umbelopsis ramanniana AG, 1645 nucleotides. RefSeq lists its product as uncharacterized. Gene Ontology annotation, molecular function: homoserine O-acetyltransferase activity. Gene Ontology annotation, biological process: L-homoserine metabolic process. Bases 87 to 1502 code for a protein of 471 amino acids. Lineage: Eukaryota; Fungi; Mucoromycota; Umbelopsidomycetes; Umbelopsidales; Umbelopsidaceae. The transcript is spliced from 5 exons. The record is from RefSeq and is a predicted model, not a curated record.
AUUGAACUUCGGUCUUUCGUUGUUAACGUCUAUUCCCUGAAGACCAGUUCUUGAUCAUUUAAACAAUUGCACAAACCUUAUUCCUGAUGUCAGAGCUUAAAAAUUAUGACACAGCAAAAGAGAUCCCUCCAGAGCUGAAGAAAAACCACCUGGUGGGAUUGAUUCCAGAGCAAAAUAUCACCAUCAUUGACCAAUUCACUCUGGAAACGGGAGUCACAAUCCACAACGUACCGAUAGCAUGGAAAACGUUUGGAAAAUUGAACGAAACGGCAGACAACGUUAUGGUAAUUUGCCAUGCCCUGACUGGAAGCGCGGAUGUCGAAGACUGGUGGGGACCAUUGAUCGGGCCGAACCUUGCGUUUGAUACCACAAAGUUCUUCAUUUUCUGCGCCAACGUCCUCGGCUCACCAUACGGAUCUGCAUCGCCAUUGACGAUUAACUCGGAAACUGGCGAACAGUAUGGUCCCGAGUUUCCAUUGGUCAGCGUACGGGAUGAUGUUCGACUUCAUCGAGUCAUUUUGGAUUCUCUCGGAAUCAAGAGCGUUGCAAUCUGUAUAGGUGGUUCCAUGGGCGGAAUGCAGGUUUUGGAAUGGGCUCAGCAAGGAGACUAUGUUAAAAACAUUGUGCCUAUCGCUACUUCUGGUCGUCAUUCAGCUUGGGGGAUCAGUUGGGGUGAAGCUCAAAGACAGUCCAUAUAUAGUGACCCAUUUUAUGCUGAUGGGUAUUAUACAGAGCAAGCAAAACCAAAUGUUGGAUUGGCAGCCGCGCGCAUGUCCGCUUUGCUUACUUAUCGAUCCAGAAACUCUUUUGAAUCGAGAUUUGGUCGAAACGCUGCCGGUGGUCGGUACAAAGACAACAUUGCUCGACCGGCAUCCCCACGCGAAGCUAAUGUCAUGAUGCACAAUGAUGGUCACAAAAGCUCAUCAGGCACCCGUUCUUCCCAUGCUGGAUCCAAAAAAUCGACCACUGAGACGUCUACUAACGAGACAUCCUCCAAUGGAACCACACAUACCACGAUUAAUGACCCUCCAAUCCCAACUCCAUUCGUUUUCUCAGCUCAGUCCUAUCUUAGAUAUCAAGGAGACAAGUUCAUCAAUCGAUUCGAUGCCAACUGUUACAUUGCAUUGACCAGAAAAAUGGACACCCACGAUCUAGGACGCGGUCGUGGAAUUUAUGAAGAAGUCCUGGCAGACAUAAAGCAAAAUGCAUUAGUCAUUGGUAUUGAGUCUGACGGUCUAUUUACUAUAUCCGAACAAUACGAGCUAGCAGAAUUCAUUCCCAAUUCUGAAAUGGUGGUGAUUCAAUCACCAGACGGCCAUGAUGGAUUCUUACUCGAAUUUGAUCAAAUCAACAAAAACAUAUUACGAUUCAUUCAGAGAGUUCUUCCUGACAUUUACGAAAACUCGUUGGUUUCUGAAAAAGAAGUAGAAGAACAAGAAACCUUGAAGGCAACCAAAACCAGUUUGUUUGGAGAAGCCGAAGUAGAUAUUACUCAAUGGUAGAUACAGUAUAGAAUAAUAAAAAGUCUCAAGCAGCAUUGUAAUACGACUAUUACACCUUAUGAAAUUUAUAUUAUAUUAAAGUUGCAAAUGGAAGAACAUCCAAUCACUCAUCGUAUCGAAUGCAACACCUCAUUGACCAUGCU